CUACAAUGUCAUCAAACAACCAACAAACCAUCUUAUUCCCGGAUAUCCUCAGCUCACUCAAGAAAUCAGGAAGAAGUUUGGAAAAAUGUAACGCGAACCUCAGCUUUUGUAGUCAUACGUUAAACCUUCAUACGCGAGAAGUUCCAAGGAUCAACCAAGCCUUAAAGAACUCACAAUUUUUCGAAUUGGUUUCAGUCUCAGAAAUCCGCGCGGCUCAGUAUCAAUUGACCAGUGAACUCGAACCUCAGAUCAAAGAGCUUGUUAAAAUGACCGAGAAUGGCUUGGUGAAAUUACAGAAACGUGAACAGAUGCUUAGGGUCAAUAUUUCUAAACGAAAAAGACUGAUGAUGGACGAUGACGAAGAUCUCAACGAAGAACAACAACCGCAAGAAGAAGAAGAAGAAGAGCAGUAUUCAGACAAUCAAGCAACAAUCGAUCGCAAGUUAGAACAACAGGAAACCCUCUUGCAACGGCUUCGAUCUCAGAAAAACUCUCUCCUGAAAGAACUAGAGAAAUUGGAUCUGGAAUUGAGCAGGAAAUCUGGCCGAACUUGA
Messenger RNA from Puccinia graminis f. sp. tritici CRL 75-36-700-3, 554 nucleotides. RefSeq lists its product as uncharacterized. Lineage: Eukaryota; Fungi; Basidiomycota; Pucciniomycetes; Pucciniales; Pucciniaceae. The record is from RefSeq and is a predicted model, not a curated record. The transcript is spliced from 4 exons. Bases 6 to 554 code for a protein of 182 amino acids. Gene Ontology annotation, biological process: attachment of spindle microtubules to kinetochore. Gene Ontology annotation, cellular component: spindle microtubule; DASH complex.